GUUUUUGCGGCUGUGUGGCGCUGAAGGCGGACGCGGGAGGAAGGAGUCGGGCUAACGGUCACUGCGCGAGCCAGUCCGCAACAUUCCAUCGGUAACUAUGGGCAACCGGGUGGUCCGGGAGGACUUCGAGUGGGUUUACACCGACCAACCGCACACCGACCGCAGGAAGGAGAUACUCGCCAAAUACCCUGAAAUUAAGUUGUUGAUGGGCCCAGAUCACAACCUGAAAUGGAUCGUCUCUCUGAUGGUAGCAGUUCAGCUUUUGGCCUUCUACCUUGUAAAGGACUUAGACUGGAAGUGGGUGAUUUUCUGGGCCUAUGUAUUUGGUGGAUGUUUCAACCAUUCCAUAACGCUGGCCAUCCAUGAAAUUUCUCACAAUGCUGCCUUUGGGAACAAGCGAGCACUGUUGAACCGUUACUUUGGGAUGUUUGCAAACCUCCCUGUUGGCCUGCCCUACUCUAUCUCCUUCAAGAGGUAUCACAUGGAUCAUCACCGCUACAUGGGUGGUGAUGGUAUUGACGUGGAUAUUCCCACCGUGUUUGAGGGAUGGUUUUUCUGCACCAGAUUCAGGAAGCUGUUUUGGGUUAUCCUUCAGCCACUCUUCUAUGCUAUCCGUCCACUCUGCAUCAAUCCCAAACCCAUCACUUACCUGGAGAUCACCAACCUGAUUGUUCAGCUAACCUUUAACUUACUGGUUUAUUACUUUUGUGGAAUGAAAUCCGUAGUGUAUAUGUUGGCAGGGUCCCUCCUUGGCAUGGGCCUACAUCCCAUCUCUGGGCACUUUAUUGCUGAACAUUACAUGUUUCUGAAGGGUCAUGAAACCUAUUCUUAUUAUGGGCCACUCAAUCUAAUAACCUUCAAUGUUGGAUAUCACAAUGAACACCAUGACUUUCCCAGUGUUCCAGGAUGCCGGCUUCCUCAAUGUGUCUCUCUUUUAGGUAAAGAAGAUAGCUGCUGAUUACUAUGAUAACCUGCCACAGUACUCUUCCUGGGUGAAAGUACUCUACGACUUCAUCAUGGAUGAUACCAUCAGUCCCUACUCUCGUAUUAAGAGAACUGUGAAGGAUGCCAAACAGGACUAAGUGGAAUGGAUCUGGGAAUUGAUUUAAGCUAGGUUAACUGCAGUGUUUAUAGCUUUUUUAUAGAUCUUGUAUUUUCCAAGAACAAUGUAUUAAAAUGUCUUUGUACAAACUGUGCACUAGCAAACAUUGAAAAUAUUGUGUAAAAAUCCUAAAGUGGUGAGUCAGCCUGUUGUAUCCCUCCUUGCUCAAAGCCUCCAAUCACUGGGUACAAAAUGUGAUGUUGUCUCUGACAAUUAUGAUUUGUUUGCUUUGCCUCUGAACUGGUUUCACUUAUUUAAUGCACCGAUACCUUAUCUCCCUUCCUGUAAAAGGGAUCAGACUGCCUUGUGAUCAACUGUAUUUUAUGUUACCAUCACAUUAAAACCAAAUGUAACCACAGUCCUCUUUCUUUCUUCCCCACCCCCCCCCAACUUCAGCCUAUCCCAGAACCUACAGCAAUGGCGGGGAACAAACCUCAUGCAGGUCUUUCAUCUCCUGGCUUCCAAGUGUCAAAAUCUAGAAUUUAGAUGGCUCUAUCCUCUGACUUUAAAAGAUUUGAGGAAAUGGAGUCAUAGCUACUUGAUCUCAGGAGUGGGAAGCAAAAUCCAUUGUUCUGAGAAGGGUGCCAGUGUUGGUGACUAAAUUUAGUGGUGGUAAAGUACAGCUAAUAGUUCCAUGUAGGCCUUGCAGCUGAUUUAAGUAAUCUUCAGAUUUUUAUCUGCGUUUUAAUUGCUGCUGACUCACCACUUCUGCAUUGGAGAUCAGUUAGUAUGGGACUAACAAGAUUGUGUAAGACAUGACUUGCUUCUGAUCAUUGAUAUUGUGAAGCCACCUGGGGCUGCUGUUUACCAUUUGUCAUGUUAACCAUGAGUACAAUUCACUAUUUUGCUGUCAAUAUAAAUGGUUGGUUUAAGUCUGG
Molecule: messenger RNA, 1980 nt
Organism: Carcharodon carcharias (great white shark)
Lineage: Eukaryota; Metazoa; Chordata; Chondrichthyes; Lamniformes; Lamnidae
Gene: degs1
Product: delta(4)-desaturase, sphingolipid 1
Exons: 3
Coding region: 98-958 (286 amino acids)
Biological process (GO): ceramide biosynthetic process
Cellular component (GO): membrane
Molecular function (GO): sphingolipid delta-4 desaturase activity
Source: RefSeq, a predicted model, not a curated record